Molecule: messenger RNA, 1646 nt
Organism: Sclerotinia trifoliorum
Lineage: Eukaryota; Fungi; Ascomycota; Leotiomycetes; Helotiales; Sclerotiniaceae
Source: the annotation of a GenBank genome assembly
AAAUAAUUAUAUUUUAAGACGUAAAAAUAUCUCUUCUCUGUUCAAUGACUUACUUGCUUGAACUUCCAAAUUUCAACAACUCAUAAACCACAUAUCAACGGUAUAGGUUUUACGUAAGCCAUUUUUGCAAGCAUCCUUAUCAGAAAAUAAUCUCAACAAUCUCAACAGACAGUAACAUCUCAAUUAUCAGCACAUCAAGCCAAGGUAUUCAAGAUGGCAUCAAUAGUACCAAGAUUUAGAUGUCUCAAUGCGCCGCCAUUGCGACAGACAUCAAGAAAGAUCCUCGCAAUUCCUACUGCAACUUCACGAUCAUUCGCCACUGAAACAGAUGCGUCCAAGCCGACACCCAUCGCAAAACGACGUCCUACAUACUUCAAAGACCAGAUUAAUGCCGUACCCUCGUUUUCAGAGUUUGUCGGCCUGCCAGAGAAAGCCCUAACACCUGAAGAUGCACUCGAAUUGCGUACCGCGAUGGUUGGGCCUCCUGGAAAGAAGAGGCAAAUUACAAGAUUACCCGAGUGGUUAAAGACGCCAAUUCCGGACAAUUCGAAUUACAAAAAAAUUAAGAAGGAUCUGCGAGGUUUAAACUUACAUACUGUAUGCGAAGAAGCUCGAUGUCCGAAUAUCUCGGAUUGCUGGGGCGGUAGUGAUAAAAGUGCUGCUACUGCGACAAUUAUGUUGAUGGGAGAUACUUGCACAAGAGGAUGUCGAUUCUGUAGUGUCAAGACAUCAAAAGCACCUCCUCCGUUGGAUCCUCACGAACCGGAAAAUACAGCUGAAGCAUUGUCUAGAUGGGGGUUGGGAUAUGUUGUUUUGACAUCUGUGGACAGAGAUGAUCUUGCAGAUGGAGGGGCAAGACAUUUUGCAGAGACAAUUAUGAAGAUUAAGCAGAAGAAAUCUUCAAUAUUGGUGGAGGCAUUGACGGGUGAUUAUGGAGGAGAUUUGGAAAUGGUGAAAUUGGUUGCGGAAAGUGGUUUAGAUGUUUAUGCGCAUAACAUGGAGACUACUGAAGAACUUACACCAUUUGUUCGGGAUAGAAGAGCGAAGUACCGGCAAAGUUUGAAGGUUUUGGAAGCGGCGAAGAAAGCUAAACCUUCACUAAUUACAAAGACAAGUAUUAUGCUUGGAUUGGGGGAAACGGAGGAAGCAUUAUGGCAAGCAUUGAGAGGUAUGAUAUGAUCUUCCGUCUUUUAUUCCUUUCAGUCACUAACAAUCAUUCUUAGAUCUCCGAGAAGUCGAUGUUGACGUUGUUACUUUCGGUCAAUAUAUGCGUCCUACCAAGCGUCAUAUGAAAGUAGAAGAAUACGUUACCCCUGAGGUAUUCGAGAUCUGGCGUCAACGCGCAUUAGACCUUGGAUUCUUAUAUUGUGCCAGUGGACCUCUAGUGAGAAGUUCAUACAAAGCUGGUGAGGCAUUCAUAGAGAAUGUUCUUAAGAAGAGAAAGGGUGUAACUAUAUUGUCUGAUGAAGCUACUGGCAUGGCUAAAGCAAUUGUAUAAUAAUAUCUUGGUCUUAUAAUUAAUACUUCAACGUAUGAUAAGAUGAGAAUGGCGUUUGGGAUAUAUCAUUGGUGGAGGGAAGGUAUAGAUGACAAUUGCAUCUGAUUACCAAGUUAGACAUUUGUUAUAAAUUAUAAAAAAUUUUUUC